CAAAAGCUGAGAUAUCGGAUAAGCGGCAGCACAAAACUUAAAUCGGCAUUGUCAACACAGACUUAUUAAGUGGCCAUUCAAAUGGGUGGAAUAUGUUACAUAAAUUGGCAACAAGUUUCAAGUGGGUGAAGCAAUUAAGUUGGGAAUCUGCAGAGCAUUAAAGUGAUGCACUUAAUGAGAGGUGGCAUCCUAUAUGCAGAACAUUACAUCUGAAAUUUUCCAGUAGCCCCACGGUUUCUACUUCAGAGGCCACUCUGGGUGGAAGGAGUAGAUUCUUGAAUACUCCUGUGCCUAUAAAAUAACCAAAAAUGAAGGAGGACAGUUGUUUACAUGCUGCUCUUAUCUGCCUGGGCAUGCUGUGUUACAGCCAUGCCCUGUCUACAGAAAAACUCAACCAUUUAAGGCCGUCACUUCAUGGUCACCAUGAAAAAGGAAAAGAAGGGCAAGUUCUGCAUCGUUCAAAAAGAGGCUGGGUGUGGAAUCAGUUCUUUGUAAUAGAAGAGUACACAGGACCGGAUCCUGUACUAGUUGGCAGGCUUCAUUCAGAUAUCGACUCUGGAGAUGGAAACAUUAAAUACAUUCUCUCAGGUGAAGGCGCUGGAAUAAUUUUUGUUAUCGAUGACAAAUCAGGGAACAUCCAUGCAACAAAGACACUGGACCGAGAAGAGAGAGCUCAGUAUACUCUAACGGCACAAGCUGUAGACAGAAACACUAACAGACCUUUGGAACCACCUUCAGAAUUCAUUGUUAAAGUUCAAGAUAUAAAUGACAACCCGCCUGAGUUUCUACAUGAGAAUUAUCAUGCUAACGUGCCAGAGAGGUCCAAUGUGGGUACAUCAGUUAUUCAAGUAACUGCUUCGGAUGCUGAUGAUCCUACCUAUGGGAACAGUGCCAAACUGGUUUACAGUAUUCUUGAGGGUCAGCCGUACUUCUCUGUGGAAGCACAAACAGGUAUUAUUAGAACUGCUCUUCCAAACAUGGACAGAGAAGCUAAGGAAGAAUAUCAUGUUGUAAUACAGGCAAAAGAUAUGGGAGGACACAUGGGAGGACUCUCAGGGACGACUAAAGUGACAAUUACACUUACUGAUGUCAAUGACAACCCACCAAAGUUCCCACAGAGUGUAUACCAGAUGUCAAUAUCAGAAGCAUCCAUUCCAGGGGAAGAAGUAGGACGAUUGAAGGCCAAAGAUCCAGAUAUUGGAGAAAAUGGCUUAGUGACUUACAGCAUCAUUGAUGGAGAUGGUGUGGAGAUGUUUGAAAUUACAACAGAUUAUGAGACUCAGGAAGGUGUUGUAAAGCUUAAGAAGCUCCUAGAUUUUGAAACCAAAAAGUCCUACAGUCUGAAGGUUGAGGCAGCCAAUGUACAUAUUGAUCCUAAGUUCAUCAGCAAUGGACCAUUCAAGGACACUGUAACUGUCAAGGUGGCAGUAGAAGAUGCUGAUGAGCCACCCAUAUUUUUAGCACCAAAUUACAUCCUUGAAGUACAGGAGAAUGCGGCAGCUGGUGCUGUUGUUGGGAGAGUACAUGCCAAAGACCCUGAUGCUGCUAAUAGUGCUAUAAGGUAUUCAAUUGAUCGUCACACUGACCUUGAAAGAUAUUUUAGUAUCAAUCCAGAAGAUGGUUACAUUAAGACCAUAAAAACUUUGGAUAGGGAAGAAAUUGCUUGGCAUAACAUCUCUGUCUUUGCCACUGAAGUCCAUAACCGACAUCAGGAAGCCAAAGUUCCUGUAGCAAUUAAGGUUCUUGAUGUCAAUGACAAUGCUCCAAAAUUUGCAUCCACCUAUGAAGCAUUUAUUUGUGAAAAUACUCAGAGCAACCAGCCAUUUAUUACAAUUACUGCUGAUGACAAGGAUGAUGCAGCCAAUGGACCGAGAUUUAUCUUCAGUUUACCACCUGAAAUUAUUCACAAUCCAAAUUUUACACUCAGAGACAACAGAGAUAAUACAGUGAGUAUUCUUGUUAGACGUGGCGGCUUUAGUCGACAAAAGCAGGAUUUAUACCUUCUUCCUAUUGUAAUAAGCGAUGGUGGAGUCCCUCCAAUGAGCAGCACCAAUACACUUACUAUUAGAGUCUGUGGCUGUGACAGCAAUGGUUCCUUGCUCUCAUGUAAUGCUGAAGCUUACAUCCUCAAUGCUGGACUUAGCACUGGAGCUUUAAUUGCCAUUCUCGCUUGCAUUGUGAUUUUGUUAGUUAUUGUUGUGUUAUUUGUAACACUGAAAAGGCAGAAGAAAGAACCAUUAAUUGUUUUUGAAGAAGAAGAUGUCAGAGAGAACAUUAUCACUUAUGAUGAUGAAGGGGGUGGAGAGGAAGACACUGAAGCCUUUGACAUUGCUACUUUGCAGAACCCGGAUGGCAUCAAUGGGUUUAUUCCUCGGAAAGACAUAAAACCUGAGUAUCAGUAUAUGCCAAGACCAGGGCUUCGGCCAGCUCCUAAUAGUGUGGAUGUUGAUGAUUUCAUCAACACAAGAAUACAAGAGGCUGAUAAUGAUCCGACUGCUCCUCCUUAUGACUCCAUUCAGAUCUAUGGCUACGAAGGAAGAGGCUCAGUGGCUGGUUCACUUAGCUCAUUAGAGUCGGCGACAACAGAUUCUGAUUUGGACUAUGACUAUCUACAAAACUGGGGACCUCGUUUUAAGAAACUAGCAGACUUGUAUGGCUCCAAAGACACUUUUGAUGAUGAUUCUUAACGAUAAAGUUACAAAUUUGGCCUUAAGAACUGUGUCUGAUGUUUUGAAGAAUCCAGAAGAAAUGUAAGCAGGUAUUUUUUUAAAAAUCAAGGAAAGGCUCAUUUAAACAUUUAAGUUUGACAAAGAGGAUUCCUUUAUUAAUAUUAAUAAUAAUAAUAAUAAUAAUAAUAAAAAGGACAGAAAAGUGGUAAAUACUGUGAAGUACCUUUUCUUACAAAAGGAAAAUAUAGAAGUUGAGUAUCAACUUCACUAGCGAAAAACCCACUUGUGAAGUACAAAAUAUUUAAGUGAAGGAAAAUUCUAAAAGGGAACAUACAAACGAGGGAAAUCUUUUCUGUAUUAUGAACAUCUAGAUCUUUUAUGUCAAAGAAGCUUCCACACAUUAGAAAAAAGAUAACAGUUCUGAGCUGUAAUUUCGCCUUAAACUAUGGACACUCUUAUAUGUAGUGCAUUUUUAAACUUGAAAUAUAUAAUAUUCAGCCAGCUUAAACCCAUAUGGUGUAUGUACAGUACAAUGUACAAUUAUAAUGUCUCUUGAGCAUCAAACUUGUUACUGCUGAUUCUUGUAAAUCUUUUUGCUUAUACUUUCAUCUUGAACUAAUACGUGCCAGAUAUAAAACUCUGUCUUGUUGCAGUGGGAGGCGCCCUAUUUCUAUGUCAUUUUUAAUGUAUCUAUUUGUACAAUUUUAAAGUUCUUAUUUUAGUAUACAUACAAAUACCAGUAUUCUGACAUGUAAGAAAUGUUACAGCAUCACACUUAUAUUUUAUGAACAUUGUACUGUUGCUUUAAUAUGUGCUUCAAUAUAAGAAGCAGACUUUGAAAUAAAAUGAUUCUUUUUUUAAUUCUUGUUUUGGUUAUUAAGCAUUUAAGAAAACAUGUAGUGUUUCUAAUGUUCCAUUUAUAGUUCUGACUAAUUUACUACAAUUGUGAUCUUUUAAUAUCCCUAUUUAUUAUGUGUUUGUAGUUGGUUUAUUGCCUUGUUAAGUGAUUAUUUAAAAUCAAAGAUGUUUUACAAAUGUUUUUAGAUAAGAAUCUGUAGUGUCUGGUGAACAUUUUGUACCCUCUCUAUCUACAGCUUGUGUCUGCUCCCAGAAUACAAUAACACUUUUCAACCAAAGUUAGUGUGUUCUGGGAGUAAAUUAAAUAUUUCCCAUGUAAUAUGCAUUUAUCUUAUAGCCGAGAAAUUCCAUGGAUCUCCUAAACAACUUCAUACAUGAAUGGAAGUAAGCUGUACUUACAGUUUACUCCACAUUUGUUAAUUAUAAUAUCCUUACUAA
Pelodiscus sinensis (Chinese soft-shelled turtle) is the source of this 3965-nucleotide messenger RNA. Lineage: Eukaryota; Metazoa; Chordata; Testudines; Trionychidae. The record is from RefSeq and is a predicted model, not a curated record.